This is a messenger RNA of Vicia villosa (hairy vetch), 2661 nucleotides long. Its product is annotated as protein NSP-INTERACTING KINASE 3. The record is from RefSeq and is a predicted model, not a curated record. Gene Ontology annotation, biological process: protein phosphorylation. The coding region runs from base 568 to 2445 and encodes 625 amino acids. The transcript is spliced from 11 exons. Gene Ontology annotation, molecular function: protein kinase activity; ATP binding; protein binding. NCBI's taxonomy places the organism in Eukaryota, Viridiplantae, Streptophyta, Magnoliopsida, Fabales, Fabaceae.
GUCCACUUUGUCAUUUUUGUUUUGUCCUUUGUUUGUUGCUUCUUUCUUUGGUUGUGAGCGCGUUUCAUGCUCACUUGCUUUUUAUUCUCUGCAACUCCUAAAGUAACAAGAUAAUGGUAGAGCAAUAAUAAUGGAAUCAAUAACAAUUCUCAUGGAAUUUCUCUACAAUCCAUUCACAGAUCUCAAAGAUCUUUCUAUCUCUUCACCUUUGUAAUUUCACUUUCUUCAAAACAAUAAAGUUUUGUUCUUUUUAGUGCUUGUUGCUCAGUUGGAUUCAAAUUCUCCAUUUUCUUUCAACUUUGUUGAAAAAAAAGUGAUUUUGGCAUCUGGGUUCUGUUUGUUGAUGCUCAUUGAGUUUUGUCUUAUAGGAAAGUUGAUGUCUUGUUGAAGAUAGUGUUUUUUUGCUUUAUUGGAAUCUGAUUCCAAAAUAGUGUUUUUAUGUGUGUGUGUGUGUGGAUAAGGUGAUAAGGUUGGACUCAAGUUAUGUGUUUGUUAAGUUAUUAAUUAUGGUGGCUUUGUGUAAAUGAGACAUUACAGAAGUGAUUAUUACAGAAGUGAUUAUAGAGAAUGGAGGUUUGUAAUUUGGUGUUCUGGAUGCUUGGUUUGUUUCUUCAUGUUCUGAUGAAGAUUUCUUCUGCUACUCUUUCUCCUUCUGGCAUAAACUAUGAAGUUGUGGCUUUGAUGGCUAUAAAAAAUGAUUUGAAUGAUCCUCACAAUGUUUUGGAGAGUUGGGAUAUAAAUUCUGUUGAUCCAUGUAGUUGGAGGAUGAUUACAUGUACUUCAGAUGGCUCAGUUUCUGCACUGGGAUUGCCUAGUCAGAAUGUGUCUGGUACACUAUCUCCUAGAAUUGGAAACCUUACUAACUUGCAAUCUGUGUUACUUCAGAAUAAUGCUAUUUCUGGUCAUAUUCCUUCGACGAUAGGAAGCCUGGAAAAGCUUCAGACGCUCGAUCUCUCCAACAAUGAAUUUAGUGGCGAGAUGCCGAGUUCUUUGGGAGGCCUCAAGAACUUGAAUUAUUUGCGGUUAAAUAAUAACAGUCUUACAGGAGCUUGCCCUCAGUCUCUUAGCAACAUCCAAAGCCUUACCCUUGUGGACCUAUCCUACAAUAAUUUAAGUGGUUCGUUACCAAGAAUACGGGCAAGAACGUUAAAGAUAGUAGGUAACCCGUUAAUUUGUGGUCCAAAAGUCAACAACUGUACUACGGUUUUGCCCGAGCCACUUUCGUUUGCACCAGAAUCUUUAGAAGCCAAUCCAGACAAUGGUAAAAAAGGUCAUCAUGUAGCACUUGCUUUCGGUGCAAGUUUUGGUGCUGCAUUUGUUAUUGUUACUAUAGUCGGGCUUCUUGUUUGGUGGCGGUAUAGACACAACCAACAGAUAUUCUUCGAUAUUAAUGAGCAUUACGAUCCAGAAGUUCGCCUUGGUCAUUUGAAAAGAUAUUCAUUCAAAGAGCUUCGUACUGCAACCGACCAUUUCAACUCAAAACACAUUUUAGGAAGAGGCGGCUUUGGAAUAGUUUACAAAGCUUGCUUGAACGACGGGUCCGUUGUGGCUGUUAAACGGCUAAAAGACUAUAAUGCGGCUGGUGGUGAGAUUCAAUUUCAAACGGAAGUUGAGACAAUAAGUUUGGCUGUGCACCGGAAUCUUCUGAGGCUUCGAGGGUUUUGCAGUACUCAAAAUGAAAGACUCCUUGUUUAUCCGUAUAUGUCGAAUGGAAGUGUAGCCUCUAGAUUAAAAGAUCAUACUAAUGGUCGACCGGCUUUGGAUUGGUCAAGGCGAAAGAGAAUAGCUUUAGGCACGGCAAGAGGGUUGGUUUAUUUGCACGAACAAUGUGACCCGAAAAUUAUCCAUCGUGACGUUAAAGCAGCCAACAUAUUGCUAGAUGAAGACUUUGAAGCAGUUGUUGGUGAUUUCGGUUUAGCUAAGCUUCUGGAUCAUAGAGAUACUCACGUGACCACUGCCGUUCGUGGCACUAUUGGUCAUAUUGCUCCGGAGUACCUAUCCACCGGCCAGUCAUCAGAAAAGACCGACGUGUUUGGAUAUGGAAUCUUGUUGCUUGAGCUGAUCACAGGUCAUAAAGCUCUAGAUUUCGGUCGAGCAGCAAACCAGAAAGGCGUAAUGCUUGAUUGGGUUAAGAAGCUUCACCUCGAAGGAAAAUUAAGUCAAAUGGUAGAUAAAGAUCUGAAAGGAAAUUUUGACAUAGUUGAAUUGGGUGAGAUGGUUCAAGUAGCACUCUUGUGUACACAGUUUAAUCCGUCGCACCGUCCGAAGAUGUCAGAAGUGUUAAAGAUGUUGGAAGGGGACGGCUUAGCCGAGAGAUGGGAGGCGUCACAGAGGAUCGAAACACCGCGGUUUCGGUUUUGCGAAAAUCCGCCUCAAAGAUAUUCAGAUUUUAUAGAAGAAUCAUCACUGAUAGUAGAAGCAAUGGAGCUUUCUGGCCCUAGGUGAUAAGCAUCUUAGUUUUUUUACCACUAUAGCUCUCAUGUUUAAAUGAACAUUGUCAUUAGUGUCAAUAGGUAGCUAUGUAAUGCUUGUAUUCAUCUGUAAAAAGGAAGAAAAAAAAAAGGGAAAGCCAUGUAUAAGUGUUAUCUUUGUUGGAAUGUUGAUUUAGUUGCCUCAUUAAUUUUUUGAAUCAAUGUUAGAAAGUUUCAAGUUGUGCCAUUA